CGUGUGCGGAGAAGGCACAGAGCUUGUUCUAUUCUGUUCAGUUUGCCACAACUGUUCAAACCGUAAAGAACCCGCCUGAGAUCUUCGCGUUAAAUAUCGUUUAUAUACACUGUAUAUAUAUAAAAACAUUAUAUUUAUAUACAACAUAAAAGAAAAAAAAAACAAAACAAAUACUAAGUGAAAUUAUUGAAACUCGUUAUAAUUGCGCGGGUGAUGACCCAUUUUAUUUGUUUAAUUUUCUCCUAUUAUAAAAAUCUUUAAUAUUAUCAAUGAAAAAAUGUUUUUUACCAACUAUUUUUAAUGAUUGAUUUAUGGGGAUAAUUACACUCAGAGGAAUCAAUCGUCAUCACUAUGACUAUAAUGAUUCUGAAACUACUGUUUAUCUGGAAUUGAAAUUUAUACUAAGUGUGAAAUAGAUUAACAAUAUUAGAAUCAUUUAAUAAAAUAGAGACAAAAAAAAAUAAUUAUUUUUUUUUUUAAUGGACAAAAUGGAUAACACCAUUCAAAAUGUCUCGAUAAACGAAAAAAUGGCCUUAGAUCAAAAGAUUUUGAUCAAACAGGCGACACUACAACAUCUCACAAAAAUGGCACCUGUUGACAUUGAAUUCACAGACCUCACUUAUUCCGUGCCGACUGGCAGAAAAGGUUCAAAAAUGAUAUUAAGAGGUGUCAGUGGACAAUUCAAAUCUGGGGAACUAACUGCGAUUUUGGGUCCAUCUGGAGCAGGAAAAUCGACUUUACUAAAUAUUUUAGCCGGAUACAAGUGUGAAGGAUCAAAUGGAUUAAUUUCCAUAAAUGGACAACCAAGAGAACUUCGGCAGUUCAAAAGAUCAUCAUGUUAUAUAAUGCAGGAAGAUUUACUUCAGCCUAGACUUACUGUCCUUGAAGCUAUGCGUUUUGCUGCAGACCUUAAACUCGGAAACAGGUUGACUCCAAGUGAAAAAUUAUCAGCAAUACAUGAGAUUACUGAAGUUCUUAGACUGAAGAAAGCCAUAAACACAAUAACAGAAAGAUUAUCUGGUGGUGAAAGGAGAAGACUUUCGAUUGCCCUCGAGUUAGUAAAUAACCCUCCCGUAAUUUUUCUCGACGAACCAACCACAGGCCUUGAUGAAUUAUCAUCAGUUCAAUGUAUAGAUUUAUUGCAAAGGGUGGCACAAGGUGGAAGAACUGUAAUUUGUUCAAUUCAUACACCAAGUGCAAAAAUUUUUGCAAAAUUUCAACAUGUUUAUGUAGUAGCGAAAGGUCAAUGUGUUUAUAGAGGACAUGCUGGAAAUGUUGUUCCAUUUUUACAGCACAUUGGCAUUGAAUGUCCGAGGCAUUAUAAUCCUGCCGAUUUUGUAAUUGAAGUUUCGUCAGGAGAAUAUGGCAAUGAACUAGUAGAAAGAAUGAUAAGUUAUGUAGAUACAAUUUCACCAAUUACGCCAAUUACAAGAAUUGAGUAUUUCCAAUCUGAACUUGAACAAGAAAUUACAAAAAUUUCAUGGUACGAUCAAUUUCGAAUACUCUUGAGUAGAAUGAUGUUGCAACUCUAUAGAAAUCGAAAUUAUUUGUACCUGAAGUUGUUCUUGCACAUUUUUCUGGGUAUAAUAAUUGGUAGCCUAUUUUUGGGAAUAGGCAACGACGGUUCAAAAACACUCUUCAAUUUUGGUUUUUGUUUUACGUGCCUGAUUGUCUUCCUCUACAUACCCAUGCUCCCGGUAUUAUUGCACUUUCCUUCGGAAGUUCAUCUUAUAAAAAGAGAACAUUUUAAUAGAUGGUACGAUCUCAGUCCAUAUUUUUGUGCUCAUACACUUUCCAGUAUACCAGCUCAGAUAAUCCUUGGUUUAAUUUAUUUAACAAUGGUUUACUUAAUAACGGGACAACCUCUCGAAACUUAUAGAUGUGUUAUGUUCUUCAGCAUUUGUUUAAUUUCUUCCUUGAUCUCAGAAACAAUGGGACUUGCAAUUGGCAGUACAUUAAAUAUUGUAAAUGGAAUAUUCUUGGGACCAGCUUUGUCAGUGCCUUUAAUGUUAUUUGCCGUCCAAGGAUUGGGAAGUGCCGAAAAAUUACCUAUUUAUCGAACAUUUGUUAUGUAUUUAAGUUACAUUCGUUAUGGACUCGAAGGACUUAUAACAGCCACUUAUGGUUAUAAUAGGGAAAAAUUACCCUGUCCAAAGGAUGAAAUGUAUUGUCACUAUCGUGUUCCUCGUGAGCUAUUACACAUUAUGGGUAUGGAGAACGUGGUAAUUUGGGUGGAUUUUGUCGCUCUAAUCGUGACCCUAAUUUUAUUUAAAGCACUCACGUAUUAUUUACUACGACAACGUUUGCAGCCAAACAAAACUUUUAGAGCACUUCAUUUGAUUGGCAGACUUGUUAAAAAUUACUUUAGUAUUGAAUGAAAUAACAAUAGUAAACAUUUUUUUUUCUCAAUUUAAAAGAAAAGAAUAAUAGUUAAAUUUUUACAAAAAUCUAUAAAAUAUUAUGAAAAACUAGAAAAAAAAAAAAAUUUAAGAAAAAAUGACUACACGUAUUAAAUACAAUUUUUUAUAAACUGUAUUUAAAAAAAAAUGUCGACAUAAAUAAUG
Messenger RNA from Leptopilina boulardi, 2564 nucleotides. RefSeq names its product ATP-binding cassette sub-family G member 1-like. NCBI's taxonomy places the organism in Eukaryota, Metazoa, Arthropoda, Insecta, Hymenoptera, Figitidae. Gene Ontology annotation, cellular component: plasma membrane. The coding region runs from base 480 to 2378 and encodes 632 amino acids. The record is from RefSeq and is a predicted model, not a curated record. The transcript has 12 exons. Gene Ontology annotation, molecular function: ATP binding; ATP hydrolysis activity; ABC-type transporter activity.